Zophobas morio is the source of this 9230-nucleotide messenger RNA. RefSeq names its product protein nervous wreck-like. Lineage: Eukaryota; Metazoa; Arthropoda; Insecta; Coleoptera; Tenebrionidae. Gene Ontology annotation, molecular function: protein binding. Gene Ontology annotation, cellular component: recycling endosome; neuromuscular junction. The transcript is spliced from 14 exons. Gene Ontology annotation, biological process: regulation of actin filament polymerization; neuromuscular synaptic transmission. The record is from RefSeq and is a predicted model, not a curated record. Bases 131 to 3076 code for a protein of 981 amino acids.
UCGGCCCCGCACGGUGUUUGAACCGCGCCGCCGCCAGCUCUGUCGGUCAGUGGGUGGCAUAAUCAAUAGACGUCGAGUCGGAAGUGUCGGGAGCGGUGCUGUGAGUGGAGUGAAUGAAUAUUUGGAGACCAUGCAGCCGCCUCCGAGAAAGGGAAACUACGCCAAAUUCCUCAAAAACCUCCACGCGGAGCAGAUCAACAAACUCAACCUCAAGAACCACCACGAGUGCGAACUGCUCGAGGACAUCAAGAGCUUCACGAUCAAGCGGUCGGCGCUCGAGAGGACGUACGCGGAAGAAUUGCUCAAGUUGACCUCGCAGUUCCUCAACAAGAAAGCACCCAACAUCCCGGACAUCAAGUUGGAUGGAAGCGAAGAGAAAUGGAAUAUGUGGAGUGUAUGGAGGACCGUGUUGGAAGAAAACGAAAAACUGGCACAAGCUCGACUAGCGGCCGUAGAAAUUUUUCAGCAGCAAAUCGCGGACGACGCCAAGAUUCUAAAAAACCAUAAAUUACAAGGAGCAAAAAAAUGUUUAGAUCAAUUGGCAGUCAUUCAAAAAGAAUUGCAAGUUUGUGUGCAAGACGUGGAUAAAACGAAAAAAUUGUACUUUGAUGAAGAACACAGUGCUCACGGGGUUAGGGACAAAGCGAGAGACAUCGAAGAAAAACUAAAAAAGAAAAAAGGCGGUUUCUUCACUUCCAUCACAUCCCUUCAAAAGAACAGCGCCAAAUACAGCACCAAACGCGAACAACUCGACGAGAAAUCGACGGGCGCCCGCAACGACUACCUCUUGUGCCUGGCGGCGGCGAACGCCCACCAGAACCGCUACUUCCUGGUGGACAUGCAGCUGUGCAUGAACUCCAUGGAGAGCGGCGUCUUCGACAAAGUGGCCGAAUACCUCUCGUUGAUGGGCCGCACCGAACUUCUGACCUGUUCGGCGUGGCAGAACUCCUUCACCAACAUUAGGGACCAGGCAAAACAGCUGACGAGAGAGUACAACAUACAGUGCUGCUAUUUGUACUAUCCGGUACUAAAACAGCACAUACAGUACCCCUUCGAAUCGUGUGAUAACGACCCCGUAGAGACCAUCACGGCCGAACACGAUUCCGCGGCGGCGACGCUGAGCAAGGAGGCGAGGAGGUGGGCCACGAGGAUAGCGAGGGAGAAUAAUGUGAUCAGGGAAAGUGUGAAGAAAUUGCAGAUUUAUAAUGCGCUCAGAGAGUCUGGACAAAAGGUGGACCCCAACGACCAAAACGGCCCCGACCUGGAAACGAAAAUGGAAGAAAUGAAGCAGAACAUCCGCAAGGCGGAAACGGCCAAAGCCAAAGCGGAAGCGCGGAUCGAAGCCCUCCGCGACGGCGGUGUGAACGUGGAUGAGUGGCUCCAAGAGGCCGAAUCGCUCAACGUCCAAGACAUUCAACGUUCGGCCAGCUCAUUAUCGGUGAGGACUUACGUUUCGACGACGGGGGACCAUCCCAGUUCGGACUCGUUCUACGACAGCGACUUCGCGGACGGGGAAACGGUAACGGUACAGCCGCCGCAAGUCGAAAAGCAACAAGACAAAGACAGCGUAGGAAGUCAGCAAGAUCAGUUUGAGAACGCUGAGGUCGACGGUGAGUGGGCCAUGCUUGAACAAGAACGCCAACGAAUCGAACAACUGACCGCCGGCUGGGACGAUCCGACUCAAGUAGACUGGGGGACCGAAGACUCCUCAGAACCAGAACCCAUCAUGCGCCAAGAAUCUACUCCUUCCGUACCUCUUCUCAAAUGUACAGCUCUCUACUCAUAUACGGCACAAAAUCCAGACGAACUGACAAUUGUAGAAAACGAACAGUUAGAAGUGGUAGGUGAAGGUGACGGCGACGGGUGGUUGAGAGCAAGGAAUUACAAGGGCGAAGAAGGAUACGUACCCCAUAAUUACCUAGACGUGGAGAGAGAACAGACAGCGUCGACGCCAGGAUUAGUCAAUCAAAUUUCUUUCUCUUCGGUCGAUUACACCGUAGACAACGAAGAGGAUGUGCAAGUGACAACCUCGGAGACAAACCAGUCGCCAGAGCAGGUGUCUGUGAUAUCCUUGCAACCAAAAGUACCCGAAUCGCCCCCAGCAAUGUACUGCUGCGCUCUGUACGACUACGACGGUGAAGGCGACGAAGAACUAACCUUCGAAGAAGGCCAGAUCAUCAAAGUACUAAGCAAAUGCGCCCACAGCGUCGACGACGGCUGGUGGAAAGGAGAACUGGAAGGUCGGGUCGGCAAUUUCCCUUCCUUAGUAGUAGAGGAGUGCGACGAGUAUGGGGAACCAUUGACGAACCAGUGGGACGAAACACCGCCUCAGUCCGCACCCCCAGUUUUUACACCACCGGAGGUUCCAGAUUUUUUAAUGGGGGCACAAGUGAUAAUCACCCAACCUACGCCCUCGGUGGAACAACCGCAACAGCCACCACCUGUACCUAAGACACAAACCGAUGUGCCACCGGGAGAGGGAGGCUUUUCUAUGGUGCUAUCCCGGGUCCAACACCAACAAUACGGGAGUCAAUUUGAGGAGGAAGUUCCAACGAUCGAUGUCCCAAGCGUCGAAGUCGUUGACGAGGAUGACCAAUCAGGCGCUCCCCCCGCUCCCAAGUCAGACGACUUUAGCCUCGGCGUGGCCCAGAUCGUGAUAACAGCAGCAACACCAAUGAUGGAAGAACCGGAACACCCAUUCCCUCCGCCCGAAGAGCCGCCCGUGAACCACCGCGACGAAGAGAUCGACACGACCAUCCCCGAAGAGGACGAGGAAGAGGCGGCCGAGGAGCCCUCGGUGCCGCCACCACCGCCGCCGCCGGCACCCGCGGACGACCCCGACGACGCGGACGGCCAGGGCGGCGACUCGACGCCCUUCGUGGUCAGCAGCAGCACGGGCAGCGACGGGGAGACGACCGGCCCCAGCACGGCCGAGAACUCGGUGAGCCACGUGGCGCCGCCGCCGCCCCCAGACGCCGAGCCCAAGCAGGUGGUUGGCGGCAGGGCGAGCAUACCCGACGAGCUGGAGCCCCACCAGCUGGCGAGGCUGCAAGACCUGAAGGAGUCCAACGCCUAGACGUAGAUCUUCGUACGCUUCUAGUUAUACGCAUCCGUGACGGACGACGCUGGACUGUUGUGUGUUGUUGAAUCGCGCGUAUAUUUGUACCUAAUUUGUUAUUUGUUAGAGUAUAUUGAUAUUUUCACUUUAGACUAAAUAGGUGCUAGUUUACCGGUUGAAUUGGUUACUAUUGUUGAAAUGAGAAAAUGAGAUUUUUUUCUUAGAAGGGGUCAAGGGAAUGUAUGGGGAUGAGUUAAAGGUGGUUUAAAGUGUAUAUAUAUGUCAAUCUUUUAGGUCAAUCGGCAAAAUUGUUGGACUGCCAUUAGCGAUUGUAGUACAGUCAAUCCCGCACGAAACCGUGAACUUUGAGUAGGCAGUGUAAAAUUGAUUUGUGGGGACUCGAUAUUCAAAUGGGGUGCAGUAAUUUUUUUGGUUUAUCUCUGUAACAUUUACUUGUGACAAAAGAACUGUAACAAGCAUUUUUGUAGAUGAUAGCAUUAUCUACGACUUUUAUUGAUAACCUAAAAAACUAGGGACGAAAAUUUUCAAGUUGAGAUAACUCAGGUAAUUUGAAUUCUAAAAAAGAAGACGAAUUUACUAUUUGAUUACAAACUUGUGUUACAAACCAGUUUGAAAGGGCGGAUUUUAGUGGUGUUUCAUUUUUCUAGUCAUAACUUUUCUAUUAUUAAUAUUGUACUGAAGAGUUAUUAAUAAAAAUUGUAGAUAUUUAUAUGAUCUACAAAAAUCCUGCUUACAAAUUUUUUGUUAGGGUCACGGUUACGAUGUUCAAUGAAAUAAAUAAUUGCAUCCUUAUUUCCAAGAUAUGUACGGUUGCCUACUUUUUAACUCCGGAUUGGCUAGACUGGAUGAUUAUUACAAAGCUGCAAACCUUUACGUUACAUAGACUCUCUAAAAUUCUGAAGGUAUGUAACUUUUACCUCGAUUCAUUUUUCUUUGGAAGAUAUUAAAAUUAACAUUCUGAAAUAAUUUUUCAUGUCUAUGGGACAUAAUGACAAUUGACAAUGAUAGUUUAUUCUAUGUACAAAAUCCAAAAUGACCUACUAAAAUUCUACAUUUAAGAAUAAGCAAUGCUAAGCAAUACCAACUACCAUUGUGUGCCCUAUGACGAUUACAGAUUUAAUAAAGAUGUUAAACUAGGUCUCAAAAUGAUCAGGUCGGUAUUUUGCAUGGUUAAACUGGGCCCUGAAAUAUGAUAUAACUUGUUCCUACAAAUUUUUAAACUUACAAAAUUGUCUUAUAAACAAGCUAUUAAAUAACUUCGAUGUAAUCUUGACUACAAUACGUAAACUACUUACUAAAUAAAAGCUCCAAAAUCUAUAAAAGGAAUUUUAAUAAUUGUGUGAUAGAAUAUCUUGAUCACAAGAAUUUGUAAGAUUUUGUAUAUUAUACCGGGUGUCCCAACGGUCUGUAACGGUGCAGUCUAAAAGAAUUACCAAACAUAACUAAAGGAAUACUUCUUAAACGUUAAUCACCAAGGUUGUACUUUUUUAAAACGAACGCCCUGUAUAUGUUUACAGAUUUAGAUUACUUAUGACAAAAGCAAAGAAAUGUCAGAUAUGAGGAUAUUUUUAUCGACAGUUUUCCAGAUAUUUGCAAAUUUAUCAACAAACUUAGUAUCAAAAUAAACCUCGAAAAAUUUAUAAAAUAUGUAUAGGUGUCAUUUAAAAUUUUUUUAUUGAUUUUUUGUGCAUAAUUCAGACCGUCAUCUCUAAAUAUUGCGGAAUUGAGGAAUAUAUAGGAUAUUGUAUUUAAAAAAUGGUACGUAACUUUUCAAAUCAUUUUAAAUUUUAGUCCUAAGUAAGUUCUACCAAACGGCGUAAAAAAUGUUUCUCAUAAUUAGCAAUAUUCAAAUUCCAUUAAAUCACACAAUGUAAUUUAUUUUUAAGUAUUCUUUCGUCUAAAUAUGUCAUCGCAACCCAUUUCAGAAAGCUAAAAGUUGUAAAAAGAACAGCCAUCAAAAGUUUGUCAUUUGAAGUGCGAGAAGUUGAUGAUUAAUAUUGUUACACUAAAAAUUAGAAUUAAUAUUUCCAAAAAAUCUACUAUAUAAUGUUCUUUAUUGGGAAGACAAAUAGAUUUAUUUGUUCCUAAAUCAUUGUUUCUCUUUGUAGAAUUUAAAUUGUACAGGCGUUUCUACUCCUCCUUCUAGCCAAAAUUUUUUGCUACCUAACCUACACCAUCUAUUUUUUUUUUUUAUUUUAAAUUAUUCAUCUGAAUGUUUGAUCUAGCCUAAGCAUAUUGCUAUUUCGUAAUAAUAGAAAAUAUUGUCAAAUUAAUAAUAACACUAGAACCAACAUAAUUACGAAGUUUAAAUAACUAAAUAAAUAGAUUUGACCUUGAUGUGGCACUAAAUGGCUGCUGCGCCUAUUUAUUCUCAUAAAUGAGUCUAAGUUACAAAACAGACAUUAAAAUGUCACAAUCUAAAAAUACACUUAGUUGAAGUUACAAUCAGAUAACAAAAAAGGGGCACACAUGAUGAAAUGUAGCUAUACAUAACUACACACCUAACCUCGUUAUAACUGUAAAAACAUUUGAAAGCAUCCUUAAUUUUUCCAGAAGUUGAGGACAAAUUUUCCUCUCUUCUAAUUUUUUUGUGUUUUUCCAAAAUUAUUAAUUUCCUUUUUUGUGAAUUUCGUGUAAACGAUAACGAUUACGCAUAAAUGAAAACACAUAUAUAACAGGGCUCUAAAGGCGCCUCAAUGGUAGAAAAAUUUGCGUAAUGUUUCACAAUAUUUUUGCUAUUUUUGGGUUUGUUGUUUUAUGCAAUGUGUAUCAGAUUAUGAUAACAUCCAUGAUCUAUAUUACCUAAUCAAGGCACGUGUGAAUAUGUUAUCAUAGCUAACAUUGUUGAUUCAUAAACACGCCCGAAUUGUUUUACCAAUAAACCAACUUUUCAGAUCCAACUUAAGUCACAAAAAGUUCUCUUUGAUGCCAUGUAAUUCAAGCUUGAAUAAUAAUUAAUCUUUGACGAUUAAAACAAUCGAAAACAUUGAAAGAGGUUAAAAAACUUCAAAUAUUUGUAGUACUAACCUGAUAUAUAUCUCUUACUAAGAUUAAGCUUCUAAACAUCCGAAUUUAAUUAUUAAGUACAAAGUGUCCAUUUUGCAAAAAUAACAAUUCAAUAAAAAUUUAGGCGGAAUUUGCGAAUAUUUUAUAUAUUUUCGGAUACAGCCGGUAUUUUGUUAUCGUUCCAAAAAAUCACUAAAUAUUUCUGUAAACAAGUUCUUUUAGUGCACAUAUUGCCGGUCUAAUUAAUCCAACUACAAAUAUUAUUUAUUUUUAAUAAAAAAAAUAGUAUCUAUAAAUUUAGAAGAGUUGUAACAAAAGAUGUCCAAAGUUCAAUUCAACUUUAAUUUUUCUUUGUAAAUAUUCUACUAGAUAGUACCUAGAAAUGGAAACAACAUUUGUUUUUUUUUUUUUUUAAUUAAUUCAGUAUUUCUAAGAGUAAAAGUUACCACUCUAUCUACCUCGUAAUUUUCACGUUUUACAAGAUCACAGUACAAAAAAUAUAUAGGCACGUAUUAUAUUUAAACCAAUUCUACUAACCCUUUCUUUCUCAACCUUUACCCUUUACUAACACCAUUUUGACGAUUUUACUCACCGGCAUUCUUGCUACGUGCCUCAACUAUCUAGCUUUUAAGUCCAAAUCUUCACGUUGAUCUUAUAAAACUCGAAUUUUGUUAUUUUAUUUUACUGCACUCAAUUUCCGUGCACCUUACUUUAUAACUGAUUUGCACUACUAUACAUCACGUUCUUUAUCCAUUGGCGGCAGACUAUACUCUAGUGUUUUCCCUUCCAGAAAAUCUAAAUAAUUUUUCUCUUGAUCCUAAACAAUGUAGAGGAAGUCACUGCCCGUCAGUUUAUUAUAUUGUAUAAGUUGAAAAGGACUUGUAAUUUAAUGGGAGUACCAAUGGCAACAGUGCCAAAAUAUAUUUAAUUAAAAACAAGAAGUACAAAUGUAAUCGCACACCCCAUACUCAGCGAACUGUUUAAGCAUCCAUUGCUAUAAAGAAGUAUUACAUUUACAACCAUUUCAAGUGAUUUGAAAAUUAUUAAAAUUGAAAAAUAUUAUCUUUAGAACCACAUAGACAAUAAACACAAAUUUUUGGUUUUAAUAAGUCAAACAUUAAUAAUUAUGAUGUCAAAAUAUCAACAUUUUGACCAAUGUUAGACAUUGUUGUUAUCCUAAUAUGUAUGCAUACAUGUUUCUGAAAGGAAGCACAACUUACAAAUUACGCGUCAUUUCAGGUAUAAAUUUUAAACAUAAAACAAUUGAAGAUUUUAAGAUAAGUGAAGCACCUAAUUGACUUCUACAUUUUGUAGGCAAACAUUAGCCAAGUAUUUCUUAAAUAUAUUACAUUAUAAAUUUAGUAAAGCUACUUUGAAAAUGUUAGAAAAUGACGGAUUUCAAAUUAUAUAAAGGUAAUUCUAAAUUAAGGAAAUAUUUCAAAACUGUUCGUGUAUUUAAUUCCACACAAUUAUGUAACUUUCCUAUAACUGCUGCUUUGCAUGUUCCAAUCGUAAUUUGUUCAAAAAACGUUAACCAUUCAUUUGAUAGCUUCCUUCAUCAAUAUAUAAAGCUGUCAUUAUUUCUUUAAUAAAACAUCCUGUUGUUAAUUAAUAAAAGUUGUAUGAUUUAUUUUUACUUUUGUUGUUAGUUUUAAUGACUACAUCUUUAUUUCACACACACUGAUGUUUUUGUUUUUUAAAAAAUUCUUUAUCGCAGUUUGAUAGAACCCGGUGGGCCACAAUUUAAAAUAAUUUUCAAAUAUACAGGGUGUUCCGUUUGAAAGUUACGCACCAUAAUAACAACUUUCCGUAAAACCGGCACACUAUUUAUCUUGUAAAAUACAAAAUGACAAAACAUUUCAAGAAAAUUUGGAACGAAAUUGUUUGCAGCUUUAUCGUGACUGUCUGGCUUCCCAUUUGCCGAUUGGUUUAAUCUUUCAAACUCUUUGCUUUAAACUUUUGUACUUAUGCCAAAACUAUAUCAAAAUGUCUUGAGCUUUAGCUUCAACCGAAAUGGCCUCACCAUACAUUCCAUUUAUUCCUGCACAAUUCACGAAACGUCUAAAGUGUUUUCCAAUAUCGAUCAACAGUGUUUCUUUUCGUCAAGACUUCGAGACAAUCUGUUCUAAUCAGCUUGAUACUUAAUCGUGUGGACGGUUUUACCUAAUCAAGAUAUAGGCCUGUGGCACAGAAUGACCGCAAUGGGCCAAAAACCGUCCCGAACCUGCAUAAUAAGAUAGCCAUCUCCCAAGAUGGAGCCAUUCGAUAUUUUGCUAAUGAAGUUCCACUCGAGUCAAUUCUGUUUUUGUAUUUUUGCAAUAAUGUACUCGCAUCAUAUUGUCGCACCAAGCGUAGUUCUAGUUUCCUUAAAUAGGGCGCUGGUAGAUUUGCUAGUACUAAGAUUAAAUGACUGAUUAUUUAAGUAACAAAUACUCUAUGACUAAGUCAAAUGAGCGCACCAGUAUUUCGGUGCGUGUUAAGUGUAUAGUGAAAAAAAUCAAGCGUUGUUGCCUAAUUAAUAAACAUUUUAGAUGUUUCUGUAUAUUUAGGGAGGGAUGAAUGGUGUCUAGUUAACGAGAAAUCGGCAGGAUGCACUAAUAUAAACUGCGGGUACCGAUACCAUUACUGCAUUAGUGUUGUACCUAAAAAAUAACUCCUCUCUUAUAGUUUAUAUUGGGUUUACAACGUUUUUUAUGUACCUUGCAAUGUUCCAGAUGUUUAGCAAUAAGUGGUUUAGUUUGUAAAUAGUAUUUAUACGAUAAUAAAUUCAUCCAGAUUUAGUGUGACAGUAUUAUUUGUUCGAUGGUUGUUUUGAUAUCGCAAUUUUUGUGUCACAGAUCCGUCUUUUGUUGUGUGCGUUUUAACGUUGUCUGUGAAGAGGCUCCACAAGGUUUUUUGUAUACUGAAUAAUUCCGCGGACAAGGUUAAAAAAGAUUUGUACAAUUAUGAGAUAUUUCAGGCUGUUUUACGCGAUUGUAUUGAAUUCCCCGUCUUCUUUCAGCGGUGCCUUCUUAUUAUAAACUUCAAUCUCUCACUUUGUAGAUAAUAUGACUAUCUGUAAGACUUGGUUUCAGAUCUGAUUAAUUCAUUAACCCGUUCUAUGUAAACUGAAAUAUUAUGAAAUACAGAAUUUAUGUAGCUGAAA